AUGGGCAGCCCUGGGAUGGUGGCUUUGGAGCCGGGUGACCUGGACUUCCAGAGGAAUCUGCCGCAGGGUGUGGAUGGCAGCAGCUUCCGAUUGGUGCAGCUGCCCAGCAAGCGAUGCUGGGAGGCGGCCAGGCAGCUCUGCCCUGCCCUGGGCCCACCGGUCCCACCGGUUCCAUCGGUUCCAAGUGGACUGCCAGAGGUGGCCAUGCAGCUGGCUUCGAAGGCCGUUGAACCCGUUGAUGAAGCAGAUGAGGUGAUUUGUGUGGAAGAUGAAGAGCCACAACCGGAAGCAUCCUUGAGAGAAGCUGUUCCGUCACUUCGAGAAGCUGCUCCUUCUCUGACUUUGGGCGAAUCUAUGCACCAAAUCGUCGAAAUUGAUCCAGAAGAGUGUCAGCAAGCUGAGUCAAUUCCGAAAGAACAGCAUUUGAGAGAGCCCGCUGGGCCACCAGCUCAAGUGAUGCCUCUUGCAGAGGAAGAGACAGUGAUGGAGGGCUUUGGAGGCCUUGGAGGGUCUGCUCAAGUUGAUCAAUUUGGCCCCCAAGCUCGGGCUGCUUUUAGACCACCCAGAGGUAGAGAAGCUGAAACAGCUGAAGCUCCCACUCUACAAGGACAGCCAUUUGCGAUGGCUCCUGUCGUCCCUGCCGCUUUUCAGGGCUGUGACGGUUCUUUGCUUGGCCCUGCUGCCAGGCACCAAUUCAAAAAACCUCGAGUGCUCGCCACACCUGCACGAGCAGUUUCGAGUUUCAACCCCAUUGGCGAAGGUGCCACAACUCUAAAUGCAGCUGCACCCAAAUUGCCUCAGAGCACUGCAGGCCUCAUUUGCUCGGCUGCAGAUUUGCUGCGUGCACACCGAGAGCGAGAGCAUCGAGGUAUGGGCACUGUGCAAUUUCCAGACUGCGAAUCAAAAAUCAGAGCGACAAGUGACAAGUCACGAGUCUCUUUACAAACAGUCGCUUUGCAGUACAUGCGCUCCAUGAGCAACAAUCUUUCUCCUGCCACUGUGAAGAACUUCGCGUUCCAGCUCUUUCAGGGAGUGCAGUUCUGCCACGCAAAUCGCAUUCUUCACCGCGACCUGAAGCCACAGAAUCUCUUGAUCGACCAGCGCCUGCGAUUGAAGAUUGCAGACUUUGGUCUCGUCAGAUGCUCAAGGCUGAUUGCAGGAGCUGAAAUGGCUCAGCAUGGCACAGCGUUUUAUUUUGGCCUGAGCACUUGA
Messenger RNA from Cladocopium goreaui, 1212 nucleotides. The record is from the annotation of a GenBank genome assembly. NCBI's taxonomy places the organism in Eukaryota, Dinophyceae, Suessiales, Symbiodiniaceae.